ACAUGAACAGAAGCUUAACAUUUGUUUUACUGAUUCCACCUACUGUGUCACUGAAUGGACUAGUGGAAAUUUUGGAACACUCUGAUAAUUUUGAUCAUUAUUAAAGAACUUAAGAAAAUGUCAAAAGUGAAAAUUAUAUAGGAGUCCUUAAUUAUUUAUAUAAGUAGUAUUUUACAGUCUGAUAAAAUUUAACUCUUAACUACUUACUUUUCAACAAUUCUAGUUGUGAUGCCUAUAGUGGCGUGUUUGACUUAGGUCAAAUGAGGCCGCUAAAUAUGCUGCAGCUAAAAACCACCCGUGAAGGACUUCUUUGUUUUUUGUUCGAAGAACGUUUCUUUAGCGUUGCAGUCUUGGUAUUGGUUCAGUGCCAAGAACCAUUAUUUUGGACAAAAAAAAUAAACGGUGCCUUUUUGUGGGCGUUGUUUCUAAUGCCACAAAGAACGGUUCUUCAGAACGGUUCUUUUUCGUUAGUAAAAAAAUUCCCAAAGAUAGCAGACCAAUUUAUUAGAGACAGUCUAUUCAAAUUUCGUUCUUUUUAUAUAUGGUUUUACAUUUUUUAUUGAAGGGUAUGAAAGGUACCGCCUAUCAGUAUGCAUUGGAUGGGUACACCAACACAUUAAAAGAGAAAUAUGAAACUUACCAGAAACCCGAAGACGAAAUAUAUAUCCAUGAAGAAGCCUGGGAAGAUGCUUUAGCUGCAUAUAGAAGAGCGGGUGUUGGAGAAAUGCCUAUGGCGGAGUGUCCAACUGUUAACUUAAUGAGGGAAAAAAGAAAUGAAUACAGACAAUUGAACAACCAGAAAAAGGACAAUGCUGACAAGAACAACGAUGCAGCUCAUAACAAAGCACUAACAUUUUACAGAGAUGGAAUGCAAGAUAAAUAUGUAAAUUGUUUUGGCUUUGAUGAAAGACAUAGCAAAUCUGAAAAUGAUGCACAUCGUGUGUACGAACAAGCUGCUAAUAAGGGAUUUCAAUCAUAUCAAAUAAACAAGAACAGUUUAAGAAGUGGAAUUGAUGCUGUAUAUAGAGAAUUUGCAAAGCAGAAAACUGUUGGUAACUGGUUUAAGUCUUGGGUUGGAAAACAAAAAUAUGUUGUGAUCCCUCAUCAUCUCCUUAAAUAAGUUAUCAAAAAUACAUAACAAUACAUGUAUUUUAAUAUCACAAUCAAAGUAGAUGUAUGUAUUUCAUUUAUUGCUAUCGUCUUUACUGACACCAUUAGUAGACAUGGUAAUUUGUUGAAAUAUUUUAGUGUAACAGAAUAGAAAAAUAAUAUUUUAAACAUUUUCCAUAUUAAUUACCCGAUGGGUGUAGUAAUAAAGCUUUUUAGUUUUCCAUGUUAUUGCUUGCAUAUGGUAGAGUACUUAUAAGAAUAUUAAUAUCAUUUAUUUAAUAUUUUCGAAAUUUUACUAUUGGAAGAUGGUAACUAAAAUGAUCAGUAUAUUUAGAAUCUUCUGAAAAUAAUUCUGUUAAGAUUUAGAAGUUCAUCCCAGAUGAUAAUUUAAAAUUGUUUUGUAUCAAAGACAAUAACACUUUUACUGUGAAAGUGGCUAUUAGAAAAAAUCCAAAUGUAAGAAAUCAUGCAUAGGCCUAACUAUUUUAAACAUUUUAAUAAAACUAAUGAUACUCUA
Molecule: messenger RNA, 1627 nt
Organism: Anneissia japonica
Lineage: Eukaryota; Metazoa; Echinodermata; Crinoidea; Comatulida; Comatulidae
Exons: 4
Coding region: 542-1120 (192 amino acids)
Source: RefSeq, a predicted model, not a curated record